Molecule: messenger RNA, 1191 nt
Organism: Acanthaster planci (crown-of-thorns starfish)
Lineage: Eukaryota; Metazoa; Echinodermata; Asteroidea; Valvatida; Acanthasteridae
Product: organic solute transporter subunit alpha-like
Source: RefSeq, a predicted model, not a curated record
AGUGAGUGAAUACAAAAGUGUCAUUUCCAUCGUCGGUGUUGGCGUGAGAGCAGACAUACCGUACCAGCCCGUGUAACAGCGAGUUCUCAGACCCGUUGGCUAGUCAAAAUGGAAUUCAACUUGAGUGCCGUCCCGAACUCGGCCGAAAUGCUCGCCCGGUUUCGUUCUGCGUCGUGGUCUUACGUCAUAUUGAUCCUGGUCAUUCUUAUGACCGUCAUCUGUAUUUUCUUGUACAUCGAAGCUUUGAUUUUCCUCUAUCAACGAUUUAAAUUCGGAUCCAGGCGGCGAUAUCUGCUCUAUAUCUGUGGAGUUUUUCCGGCACAUUCCAUGACUUCGCUAAUUGGCCUCUGCGUACCCACAGCUUCAUUUGGGUGCGCUUUCUUGGCCGAUAUAUACAUUGCAGUAGCUCUCUACGUUAUUCUUCUUUUGAUAACGGACCUCUUUGGGGGAGUUGAGCCAAUGGUGAAGGCACUGUCCAAGGUGGACGUUCCAAUGAGACAACCACCGUGUUGCUGCUGCGUCUGUUUUCCCUCUAUCACAGUCGACAAGAAAAUCUUCCACCGAAUUCGCGUUGGUAUACUGCAGUACAUCGCCAUGUUACCGGCUGUUUCACUCCUGCCAGCGAUAUUGUGGGUUGAUCAGCUUAUCCCGUCCAGUCGGUCCAAUAGUAUCUACGACGCGAUCGAGGUACCUGCUAUCGCAAUCAACAUACUGUCAACUUUGACCGCGAUAUACUCCAUCUUGCUCCUGUUCAAGGCGUCGCGAGGUCUGUUGCGAAGCUUUCAGCUCACCGGCCAAUUCAUCUCGGUGCAGCUCGUCCUCUUCUUGGUGAAUUUCCAGCGGGUUCUCCUCACGAUACUUAUGCGGUUCGAUGUCAUCGAGUGCAUCAUACCCUUGACGUGCUUGCGAGAUUUGGUUCUAAAAACCCUUUUGAAUUUCCUGAUCGUGCUUGAGAUGCCCCUGUUCAUGCUUGGCAAUCGUUUUUUCGUCCAGAGGUGGGUUCGAUCCGGCACCUACACUCAGUGCUUCGAGGAUGGCGCCAAAGCCGACGUCGAGGGCGACAAACAGGAUCAACAGCCCUCUCCCGAGCACAAUCACAAUAAUGGGGCAUUCGAAAACAGGGCGAUUUCCGAAAUGACGCCCAAUGAUAUGUUGACAAACCUGUGAAAAAUCCUAGGCCUUAUUGCUUAA